GUAAAAUAAAUAAAUAAAAACGAAACCCAAAUAACAAGGAAAGAAAUGAAAAUAAGUUGAAAAAACUAUUAGUAAUGCUUAUUUGAAAUUCAAUAUACAAGUAAUUAAAUGUGAUCAUUACAGGUGUAUACGUACGAUUAUAUUUUGAAGUGCUGCUGAGUCGUAACCUCGGUUUCUACCUCAUGAAUAUUAUCAUUCCUUCGAUGCUUAUUGUCACCAUUUCUUGGGUAUCAUUUUGGCUCAACCGUGAAGCGUCACCGGCACGAGUUGGUCUUGGUGUUACCACCGUGUUAACGAUGACAACACUUAUCACUACUACUAAUAAUGCGAUGCCAAAAGUUAGCUAUAUUAAAGGGCUUGAUGUCUUCUUGAAUUUUUGUUUUGUGAUGGUAUUUGCAAGCCUAAUUGAGUAUGCAGUAGUUAGUUAUAUGAACAAAAAAUUGGCGCAAAGGCGUGAAAAGAGGCGCAAACAAGCGGAACAACGAAUGCCUGUUGAAAUGCCUAUGUAUAGUCAAAUUACUUCCAGUGCUGAAACAAAAAUGUCAUAUCAAAAUAUGACUCUUAUCAAUGAUAACUAUGCCUCGCCGGGUAAAUCCUCCAUCAAACCAAUGGAUACGUUCCUUGCUGGUCCAGGCCAAAAUACCAUUAGUGUAACAGAAGCGAUGAUGCCGGAAUGUGAUUGUCGUACGAUACCACUGAUACAGAAUCCACGGUUGGUUACAGAUCGAGCAUUAUGGCCGGCACCGUUCGUGAAACCGAAACGAGCAUCAAGGACGUGUAGAAGCGUAACUCCGUCUAAAAUUGAUAAAUGUUCUCGCUUCUUCUUUCCUAUGCUAUUUUUCGCUUUUAAUUUAUUUUAUUGGACAAUUAUGACAGUGCUUAGUUCAUUUGUGGAUACCAGUGAAUAUACACUAUUUGAUUAG
Messenger RNA from Loa loa (African eye worm), 923 nucleotides. RefSeq lists its product as hypothetical. Gene Ontology annotation, molecular function: transmembrane signaling receptor activity; chloride channel activity; neurotransmitter receptor activity. Gene Ontology annotation, biological process: chemical synaptic transmission; chloride transmembrane transport; nervous system process. Gene Ontology annotation, cellular component: membrane; synapse; neuron projection. The record is from RefSeq and is a predicted model, not a curated record. Bases 183 to 923 code for a protein of 246 amino acids. The transcript has 7 exons. NCBI's taxonomy places the organism in Eukaryota, Metazoa, Nematoda, Chromadorea, Rhabditida, Onchocercidae.